Rhodamnia argentea is the source of this 1002-nucleotide messenger RNA. Its product is annotated as pyrophosphate-energized vacuolar membrane proton pump-like. Bases 1 to 816 code for a protein of 271 amino acids. The record is from RefSeq and is a predicted model, not a curated record. Gene Ontology annotation, biological process: proton transmembrane transport. The transcript has 3 exons. Lineage: Eukaryota; Viridiplantae; Streptophyta; Magnoliopsida; Myrtales; Myrtaceae. Gene Ontology annotation, molecular function: diphosphate hydrolysis-driven proton transmembrane transporter activity; inorganic diphosphate phosphatase activity. Gene Ontology annotation, cellular component: membrane.
AUGGAGCAACAAGAAGUUGAUAAUUGGCUUCAUAACAAGACACUUAAACUCGACUUCAAUCUUCGGCAAGAGAUUCCCAACUCAGAUCUGCUGGAGGUUAGGGUUUUCUCCAAUGUUAUUUUUUACCCUGCCUUGGGAUAUAAAUCUGUCAUUAUCCCAAUUUUUGCCAUUGCCAUGAGCAUUUUUGUGAGUUUCAGUUUUGCUGCCAUGUAUGGAAUUGCUGUGGCUGCCCUUGGUAUGCCUAGUACCAUUACCACUAGAUUGGCCAUAGAUGCAUGCCACAAUGCUAGAGGUAUUGCUGAGAUGGCUGGCAUGACUCACAGAAUUCGUGAGAGAACCGAUGCCCUUGACGCUGCUGGUAAUACAACUGCUGCCAUUGGAAAGGGAUUCACUAUUGGAUCAGCUGCCCUGGUGUCUCUCGCUCUGUUUGGUGCAUUUGUGAGUCAUGCAGCAAUUUCUACCGUUGAUGUCCUGACACCAAAGGUCUUCAUUGGUUUGCUCAUGGGUGCCAUGCUUCCUUACCGGUUCUCUGCUAUGACCAUGGAAAGUGUGGGAAGGGCAGCAUUGAAGAUGGUUGAGGAGGUCCGCAGGCAGUUUAACAGCAUUCCAGGGCUCAUGGAGGGUCAUGCAAAGGCUAACUAUGCUAGAUGCAUCAAAAUUUCAACUGAUGCAUCUCUCAAGGAGAUGAUUCCACCUGGUGCUCUUGUUUCUGGUGUUCAGUUAAUUCUUAUGGAAAUAAGAUGCGUAUCUGUUUUGAUAGUUUACGUUGCUCAAGGUAUAGCUCUUGAUAGACUGCUUGUUCAGAAGAUGUUGUAGUUUCUUCGUUGUUGAACAAAAUCUGUAGGUAAACUAGGUUUGCUGAUUAAUGCUCUUAUCAUGAUCUCUAUGACAAUGUUGGAGCUUCACAUCGGUUUGUAUCAUUUGAUUGUGGUUUUUUCCUUGAUGAAAAUUAUUCGUUGGCCUUGGUUUUAAACAGAUUGGAAUUUCAACAUCCCACACUGG